AUGUCGAAUAUAGGUCUGAAGUCAGAUGAAGAUGACAUCAAUAUUCAAGAAUAUCGAAGUGAUAUGGAAGUAGUACAAUCAAAAGCACUUGAGGAGAAGGUACUUCUACCUUUUGAAUUCUACGUCACAAGAUUAUAUAUUCAAUCUCUCACAUGGGUAAUUCUACCUUUUGAAUUCUAUGUCACAGGAGCUGGAAAAGGGCAUUUUGGUCCAUCUAUAUUCAGAUGGGUACCUCCUGGUGGCACAUCACAUGAAGGUGAAGGCGUUGGUGGAGUCGAAGGUCUUUCACUAUCAUUAUCUUCCAAUUUACAGCACUUGGAAGCAGCUAAAAAAUUUCGUCUUCAUAUAAUAACUGAUAAUCAACAAAGUAUAUGCUAUGGACUUCCUGACAUGGACGCAAAGGGUCAUGAUGGUGCUACUGGUAACUUGGAUUUUCUUCGUAACAGACCACAGUUUCAAGCACUUCGAGCCAUGGUGCAGGCUAAUCCCCAAAUCUUGCAGAUACUAGCAUUGGUCAAGGGGGUAGUAUUGCAUGGAAGGUGCUUCAAUACACACUUGCUUACAACAAUGUACACAAACUAA
Molecule: messenger RNA, 582 nt
Organism: Lactuca saligna
Lineage: Eukaryota; Viridiplantae; Streptophyta; Magnoliopsida; Asterales; Asteraceae
Source: the annotation of a GenBank genome assembly